AUGUCCCAGCCCGGCCAGAAGCCCGCCGCUUCCCCGCGGCCCCGGCGUGCUGCGGCGACCCGCCACACCCAGGAGCAUGCCAAUGAGAAAACAAGUGGAUCACCUUCUAAACCAGGAGAAAAGAAAGGAGCAGAUGAGAAAAAAACAGCAAGCCUUGGGAGCAGCCAGCCCUCCAGAACACAUGCUAGUGGAACAGCCUCUGCCAGCAAGGUAUCUGCUGCCUCUGCUGCAACCAGCAAAUCUUCUAGUAUGAAUCCUACAGAAUCCAAGGCUGUAAAAACAGAACCUGAAAAACAGUCACAGUCAACUAAGCCACCUGUGGUUCAUGAGAAAAAAUCCCAAGAAGAGAAGCCAAAGGAACACAGAGAGCCCAAAAGCUUGCCCACACAUACAUCAGAUACAGGCAGCAAGCAUGCGCAGAAAGAAAAAGCAGUUUCCAGGUCAAGUGAGCAGCUUACAACAGAGAAAUCAACAGAACCAAAGAGUAAAUCAAAGGACACGAUUUCUGCUGAUGGAAAGAGUGUUGUUGCUGGUGUAACAGCAACAUCUGGCAAACCAGAUGACAAGAAAAAAGAAAAUAAAUCAUUAACACCAGCUGUACCAUCUGAAUCCAAACCGAGUAAGCCAUCUGGAAAGUCAGGCAUGGAUGCUGCUUUGGAUGACUUAAUAGGCACUUUGGGAGAACCUGAAGAAACUGAAGAGGAUACUACAGCAUAUACUGGACCAGAAGUUUUGGAUCCAAUGAUAUCCACUUAUAUAGAAGAAUUGGGUAAAAGAGAAGUUACAAUUCCUCCAAAAUAUAGGGAACUUCUGGCUAAAAAUGAAGGACUCUUACAGCCUCCUGCAGACUCUUCGAAACCCAUGGGGCCUGAAGAUGCUAUAGAUGCCUUGUCAUCUGACUUCACCUGCAGUUCUCCUACCACUGGUAGAAAGAAAACUGAGAAAAAGAAAUCUACAGGAGAGGUUUUAAAAGCUCAGUCAGCUGGGCCAAUCCAAAGUGCUGCUCCACCCCAUGAGAAGAAGAGAAAGGUGGAGAAGGAUACAAUGAGUGAUGAAGCACUUGAUGCCCUCUCUGCUUCACUGGGCACCCGGAAACCAGAGCCAGAGCUAGACCUGAGUUCUAUUAAGGAGGUUGAUGAGGCAAAAGCCAAAGAAGAAAAACUGAAGAAGUGUGGGGAGGAUGAUGAAACAAUCCCAUCUGAGUUCAGAUUAAAACCUGUCACAGAUAAAGAUGGGAAACCAUUAUUGCCAAAGCCUGAAGAAAAGUCAAAGCCCCUGAGUGAAUCAGAACUCAUUGAUGAACUUUCAGAAGAUUUUGACCGGUCUAAAAGUAAAGAAAAACCAUCUAAGCCAACUGAAAAAGUAGAAGAAUCUAAGACCCCGGCCCCAACUCCUGUGGGAGAGACUGUGCCUCAGACCUCAAUGUGUAGUAUUCAGUCAGCACCACCUAAGCCAGCUAAGGACAUGGUGCCAGAUGAUGCUGUAGAAGCCUUGGCUGGUAGCCUUGGGAAAAAGGGAGCAGAUCCAGAAGAAGGAAAACCUGUGGCAGAUAAAGUCAAGGAGAAAGCCAAAGAAGAGGACCGGGAAAAACUUGGUGAAAAAGAAGAAACAAUUCCUCCUGAUUAUAGAUUAGAAGAGGCCAAGGAUAAAGAUGGAAAACCACUCCUGCCAAAAGAGCUCAAGGAACAGCUUCCACCCAUGAGUGAAGACCUCCUUCUUGAAGCAUUGUCUGAGGACUUCUCUGGUCCCGUAAACACUUCACCUCUUAAAUUUGAAGAUGCCAAACUUGCUGCUGUGAUUUCUGAAGUAGUUUCUGAAACCCCAGCUUCAGUCACCCACUCUGCAGGCCCAUCCCCUAAGGCCCCGCAAAGUGACAACAAAGAACUAGAUGAUGCCCUGGAUCAGCUUUCUGACAGCCUAGGACAAAGACAGCCUGACCCAGAUGAGAACAAACCAAUGGAGGAUAAAGUAAAGGAAAGAGCUAAGGCUGAACAUAGAGACAAACUAGGAGAAAGAGAUGACACUAUCCCACCUGAAUACAGACAUCUCCUGGAUAAGGAUGAGGGCAAACCAGGGAAGCCAUCCACCAAGGAAUCAAAGAAACCUGCAGAUGACCAAGAUCCCAUUGAUGCCCUCUCAGGAGAUUUUGACAGCUGUCCUUCAAAUACAGAAACUUCACAGAAAGCAGCAAAGGACAAAGGCAAGAAGACAGAAUCCAGCACCACAGCACCCAAGAAUGGGGAUAAAUCAAAGGAUUCACCAAAGGCAGAAGAGGAAAUUUCCAAGCCCAAAGCGGAUGAAGGAAAGACAAGUUAA
Orycteropus afer afer is the source of this 2316-nucleotide messenger RNA. The record is from RefSeq and is a predicted model, not a curated record. Lineage: Eukaryota; Metazoa; Chordata; Mammalia; Tubulidentata; Orycteropodidae.